This is a messenger RNA of Coturnix japonica (Japanese quail), 738 nucleotides long. The record is from RefSeq and is a predicted model, not a curated record. NCBI's taxonomy places the organism in Eukaryota, Metazoa, Chordata, Aves, Galliformes, Phasianidae.
UGUCCCCCUGUCCCCGUGUCCCCCCGUCUGUCCCCCUGUCCCUCUGUCAUCACGCCCCCAUUCGCCCCCCCCAUUUGUCCCCGCGUUGUCCAUAUGAAGCCAUGGCUCCUCCCCGCCCCCAGGGGGCGCUGUGGGCUCGGCCGCACCUCCCGGAAGUGAUGCCCUCUUUGGUCAGCCGGAUCGGAUCGAACCAAGUGCUGUUGGCAGGGGGGGGUUUGAUCAUUUGGACCCGCGUUCCGGCUGGGAGAAGCAUCAGAGAACAUUAUGGAGGUGUAAAACAAUGAUAAAAGGAGAUAAAUAGGUGCGAUACGGGAUUAAUCCGCGGAGUUCCUACAGGAGGUGGGAGGAGGAACAACAACACCCCCCCCCCUCAAACAACGCCGUGGGCCGCUCCGUCCACACAGCGCCCGGCGGAUGGUGGGAACCGCGCGCAGAAGCUCCCGCGGCCCCCGCAGCCGCAGCGCCGCCAUGAACUGCCGUGCUGAGGUGCUGGAGGUGUCGGUGGAGGGCAGGCAGGUGGAGGAGGCCAUGCUGGCUGUGCUGCACACCGUCCUGCUGCACCGCAGCACCGGCAAGUUCCACUACAAGAAGGAGGGCACCUACUCCAUUGGCACCGUUGGCACUCAGGAUGUGGACUGUGAUUUCAUUGAUUUUGCCUACGUUCGGGUCUCUUCUGAGGAGCUCGACCGGGCCCUGCGUAAAGCUGUGGGGGAGUUUAAGGUGGGGAGAUGGGGGUAA